GUUGCCUUCUAAUCCGCUCCAUUGUUCCUUACGGGUUUCGCCCUUUUAACAUUUUAUCGCAUCCGCCGGAGGAUCUCGUUUUUACGCCCCCGACCCCGAGCCCCGUUUUUCGCCUUUUCGCGUCCACUCGGCCCCUUCCCGGCGACCGCACUCGGGGAUCGUUUGUAAUUUAUUAAACCCUUUUCAAGAAAGAAAUGUACCUGUGCAACGGCGAACCCUUUUACCGUCGAUUUCUGAUUUCGCCGGUUAUCGUGCACCGCCUUCAAGAGUCAAAUAGUGGUUUCUUCGUGUUUUCACUUUACGUUUUAUAAUUAAACCGUUGGCACAGUGGAACGAUGAGUUGAGUCCCUCGAAGUGAAUUAGUGCCAAUUUACCCGCCGGCUUCUGGUGAUGAUUUAAUAACAUUUUAAUUGAAAAUUGGUACGGGGCGUGUGAGUUAAUAAGUAUGUGUCAGGCGUCAAUUAGUGUCAAUUGGUUUCGGCUUUCGAUCAUUUUCUAUUCCCAAAAUGGAUAGACCAAGUUGCGGCGAAUCGUCGAAUUCGACGUCGGUUUGUUAGGGUCAUUAGGGAUUUUCGGGGAACGAUUUAAUUGAAUCUAUAACAAAGGAGGCUGCAAAUCACGAGCUAGUUAAUGACACUUUUCUGUUAAUCAGCCGCGAAUGGAUAAACCGAUACAGUCGCCUCUUUUAAUUAUCCGCUGAUUAAAAAUUCCUCCCGAGAAUUAAUUUGUAUGGGUUUCGAGCCAAUCAGUUUUAAUUGAUCCGCCGGUAUUAUCGGGAAUUUUUGCCGACCUCAACACCUUUUGCUAUUCAUCAGUUUUAAUUAAUUGCCAUCAAUUGUCAGCCACUUUCAACGAAUGAUAACGCCGUGUCAAUGCUCCUCCCUCGAACUUCUUUCCCAUGUUUUGUCAUUGCUAAUUAUUCGCAAUUUGAAAUUGUCUUAGGCCGUGUGUAAAGACACAUUGACAAUGCUAAAUUUGACGGUCUAAAUCGUGUCAAGGCAGUAGUGAACGCGCGCAAUCGAUUGACUGUCAAACCUAUUGCGCUAAACUAACGACCAUUAAUCUCCUCGUUCAUUCCGUUUAAUGUGAACGCAUUCUCUCGCGUACUUCGAACCCGGCGAAGUCCAAGUUGUUAUUAAAAAAAAAGCCUCCGAGAUUAAUCAGUAAUCUACACUAGUAUUCAGUCCAGGAGACUGCGUGUUCCCCGGCAGUGCUGAACGUGCUUAAUUCAGGUUCACGAGAGUUCUUGCCGAGAGGUGUUGAAAUUAAAAUUGAAUACCGUGAACAAUAUAUUUGCGUUCCUAUUUGCUUUACAGAUUUUCGCGUCGUCAGAGCGCUAGUGGGUUUAUUUAUCGCAACUUCAAUCAAGUUUAAGUGGAUUUCUUGGUAGACCAGAUGACGAGAUCGGCAGGUUCAUCAGUGUUCAUCGACCUUCGUUCGAAUAAUCCGAACUUCGGUUCAAGUGAGAUCAAGAGAUCGCGGCUCGAUACAAUGAACAAUUACGACCCGCAGGAAUUCAGAGGAAGGUUCGCGUGACACGUGAACAUGUUCAAGAGGGUUACCGUGGACUGGGGAAUCGCGAACGUGAGGUGAACCGUCCGCGGAAAUGGAUCGCAGUUUUAAGAACAAUGCGGACUUCAAAAUGAACCAGCAGAACUUCAAGCUGAGCGAUUUCGGGAUCGACGUGAAGUUGAACCACGAGUUCAAGAACUUCAGCGUGAACAGUCAGAGCAAAGUGGUGCGGACUGGUUCUCAAGUCGGGCUGAACUUCGGACAAGGAGAGUUCAAGGUUCAGAUGAGUCCGAAUCGGUUGAGGACUAGUGCGAACACGGGUCGAACCUGUUCGAAUUUAUCGCAGGGAGAAGCUGGACUAGCUCGAACUAGUCCGAACAAUGUGAACGUCUUCGCGAGUGGGAAGAAUAACGUUCAGACCAGUUCGAACCAAUCCCAGAUGCUGGUUCAUCUUCAGACUGCCCUAGGAACGAACAGUCCCCCCAUUCGAAACAGUCCUAGUCAACUGUUCGUGAACGGGGGAGCGAUGCAAAGGAGUUCGUCCACCCUUUCUUCGCCUACCUACUGGAAGCAAUAUGGCGGCCAGGAAAGCGGGUAUGCGUCGGAUGAAUUUGGCCAGGACUCCCCAAGAUACACCUCACCCAAAGCUGCCGCCUUAUACGCAGAUCCCUACUAUAUCGAUGGGAGCGCUGCGGGGACGGGUCCCGGAGACCCAUGGUCCGGUGGAGGAGGGGGAGUUCAACCACCCUACAGCGGAUAUGCGCCACCUCACCUGGCGCAACCGGCCUACCCCAUGCACCUACCCCACGACCCCAUGGCGUACUCGGCGAUGUCGCCGGGCGGCGAGCCGGCGGCGCCGAUCCUGGGCUCGGCGGUGACGUCGGCGGCGUCGCUCCCGCCUAUGUCGACCUUCCGCGGAGGCAACGCCGCGGUGGCCAGCGGGGGAACUGGAGCGCCCUCUCCGGCGUCGUUGCAAUAUAGCCAUAGUCCCGGCGCGCCGACCGCAGCGCCACCUGCCGCACCCGCCGCCCCCAGCGCCACGCAACCCCCGACGGGGGACAGCCUGGGCAAGACCCUCGCCUCUGUAGUAAGCACCCGAAUCUACCCCGCGGACCAAUCAGUAUCCAGUUAUAGCAGUAACCCUUCAACGCCAGUCAGCUCGCCACCACCUUUGACCGGUUCGGCACCAGGUUGGGCACCAGGUGCCGCUCCGAUUUCGCCUCACUUCACGGCGGACCCAAACCGUGGUACUAUACACGUGCCGACGCCCGAACAACAGAGGCUAGACGAUGCCAUCGGCUUCCUACGCGACCACGCCGAGUUGGUACAGGGAACGCGCAUGGAGGAGCGACUAGACGAUGCCAUAAACGUCCUUAGGAACCACGCGGAGAGUCAAUUGGGUCUCCAUCUUGGUCCCGUGGGACCACACGGUCCCAUGUAUUCCCACACAUCACCACCGCAGUUGGACCACCUGACAAGUCCUCAUCCUGCGGUAACGGUGGCGCAACCCCAGGGCACCUAUCCUGGACUCGCGCCCACGCCGGACACGGACGGGUCAAUCAAAAUCGAAAGGCUACCUGUCGCCAAUGCCAAAUACAUCUCUUUAGAAAAGAGGAAAGACCCUCCGGACAGUAGCGGUGGCGAAACGAAACCUUCGAGCAGCGAAUUGGCAGCGGCGGGUGUCAUAGGUGCUGCGACGGUCAAUUCGACUUCACAGGUGAAAGGCACCAAGAGGUCGCGUAGAUAUUGUUCGAGCGCCGACGAAGACUGUGACGACCCUGGCACCAAAGCGGUGCGCGAAAAAGAACGCCGCCAAGCCAACAACGUGCGCGAAAGGAUACGCAUCAGGGACAUCAACGAAGCCCUUAAGGAGCUUGGCAGGAUGUGUAUGACGCACCUCAAGACGGACAAACCUCAAACCAAGCUCGGCAUCCUCAACAUGGCCGUCGAGGUUAUAAUGACCCUCGAGCAGCAAGUCAGAGAACGAAACCUCAACCCAAAGGCAGCGUGCUUAAAAAGGAGAGAAGAGGAGAAAGCGGAGGAUGGACCAAAGCUACCCGGCCAUCUUGCGGCCCACAUAGCUCAUCCGCAUCCUCAUCCGCAUUCUCAUGCUCAACCACCUUUCCCCGCGAUGCCUGGCCCACCGCCAUCGCUGCAACACAAUCCGCCGCAACCGCAGUAGCAGCGGCUAAGCGGUGGCAUCGUCCUGUGUUAAAAGCUCGUCAGGUCCAGGUAGCCUGUACAAACUCUCGACUAAGGCUCGGCACGCUAAUGGUCCAGCCUUACCUACUAAUAAAAAGGAAACUAUAACAUUAUAUAUAUAUAUGAAAGGCAAAGUAUAUAUAUAUAAAUAUAAAUAUAUAAAUAUAUAAAUAUAAAAAUGCAACAUAACCGAGGGCCCUGUCCUCCAGGAGCCAGCGGGUGGCCAAAAUUCUUGUACACUGCGUUACUCGCGUGCUGACUAAAAGGGACACACACGGAAGAACCUCGAAGCUGACUACCCACCUUCUUCUCGCCGUUCCGAUCCGAUACGAGCGGACGGCAGGUGCGAAGUUGAUUUCUAACCUCGACCAUCGCUUUGUAUCGAGUUCGCGAGGGGUUAGGCAAAGCAAGAGUAACGGAGGGAGAGGAAGAGUGCUCGAGUUUGUGGAAAUGCGCGGGCCAUUGCGACCGAGAGGAGCGCGAGAAAGAGGAACGUUAACGCAUCAAGAAUUUACUAUGGAAAUAUAUUUCGUCGUCAAGUUUCUCCGUUCGCACGUGACCGCGCGAGCUCAUCAAGCCGGCAUCUAUGACAAUAAAUAAGUAUUAUUCAUAAAUAAAACGGGAUUUCUCCGUGUAGGACUUUCUGUUUCGCGAUAACAUAUCAGGGGAGAGUAUUGGCGUAGGUCGAGAUAAAGAGGCGAGUCGCGAAGGGGCGAAGAGCGAAUUAAAAGCCGACAAAGUGCUCCAGGAGUUUGCCGGAACCAGGUAGAGCCACGCAAAGGGAUGCUAAAUGGCGGCCCAGGUGCGCGAGGCCAUCGCUUCGUCAAAAUGGAGCCAACGAGCCAGUCUAUCCCGACGCUUCUUUGAAUCUACCACUGGCGCGACGUAUAUCGCAAUUUUCACCGAGGGAUGGCAAUAGUUUUAGGUAGGAAAAUGCCGACGCAGUGGAGAGAUUUCGGGCUGUUUCAGCGAUACGACUGGCGAGACGUACGGGGUAACGAGUCGCGACACGGAUUCUUGGUAGGAGACUAGUUGGAGAGAAGGAGUCGACUUCUUUUUGGCGUCGAGUGCAAUUGUUUUCUUCCCCAUCUCCGGGAGAGUUGAGAGGAAAGAAUGAUGGAGAUCGCAGCGCCACGGAAUGCGCUUGAAACUCUAGAGUAAAGUCAUGGUGCAGUCGUAGCGAUCAGGACGACGGUCACUACCGAGUAAUUGCGAGAAGAUAUUCCCUAACCACUUGCUGAAGUAAAUGAAUUGGAACGUUCAUAGUUGUUAACUACACCUUGGAAUCUGAUUGUACAUAAUCUUUUAUGCCUUAAACAUUAUGUGCAAUCAAACCUGCGGUGCGGUGACACAUGAGCUUCUGGAAAUUCGGCAUUAUAACGACUCUUAUGCAGAUACAAUCUUCAGAGCAGCAGCGGCCAUAAUCAAAAUGGCGGUCUCUGCCAACCGCGUUCUGCAAUUUCUUCAAAUUUUUCACCUCCGCCGAAGUAAUUUGCGACAGUGACCAAUCGAAACCAGUCGUUCACUUUGAUAUCAUCGAACAUUGCCGCCACGGCGAAGACGUCUGGAGGAAUUUCGGAACUUUAGACGUAGGAAAGUUCGACAUGGAACGUGUCCUUGUCGCGAUUGCUUUUGAAAAGCGAGUCGACUUCUUUCUCGGACGCAAUUACUUUCUUCCCCACUUCGAGGACGAGCAUUAAAGGGCGAUUCAAGAAAGAUGGGAAAUCCAUGGUAGGAGCGAAACGAGCGGGACCGCGUAAGAAAUAAGCGAAUAGAAGCGAUGGCAGCGCCACGACGAGACGCGCACGCCUACAUUGGAACUGUAGAGCGUCGCGUUCUGUGUAAAAAGCCGCGUGAAGCGCAUUAAAAAAGAAAAACAAACAAUUGUAUGUGCAAAGUGAUGUGAACACAAAGCAAAAGGCAACAAUCGGCCAGCUCUCGUUGCGAGCUGAAAUUGCUGCAUAGGAUGACGACGACAACGUAGACGACGACGGUGACAUGACGGCGUAGUUUGUAAACAAGAAGCAUAUUAUAGUCGAAGGUAGAGAAACGAUUAAUGAUAAUAUUGCUAAUAUAAAUAUGGCGGCUUAAAAUUAUUUUUAUAAAUAGCGAGAGACAAAAGAUAUGGUUCCUCUUUCGAGAUAUAAUAGUAUCGAUCGAUUUUAUUACACUUCCCUGACCCGUUCCCUUGUAUCCCCCGCCCUGAGUGCCCCGUGUCCCCCACCCGUUCUCCUUUUAUCAUAACCUUAAAUGAAACUUGUAUUACCGACACACACGUACACAAACACACGCGCACACUGCGAAUUCGUUGCGUUUACGUAAUUAGAAGCGGCGAUUGAUUACAGAAAUUGAGCAAGUGAGAGAGACUGUGUGUGGGAAAUACAAAGUAUGAGUGAGUGUGAGAGUGUACUGUACACAAGAGAGAAAGCUGUACAUACGUUCAGCGACGCUAUUGUCAUUCAGGAGUUGGGACGGAUGUGCGUUAAAUUACAUAAGAACGUAGGGUGUAAUAAUAAAUGGACCAGCAAGGGAGGUUAUGUAAGAUUUGUUUAGGAGAAGAAUGGCUCCUACGUGGAUACUUUACUCGUUGGUCUGCUCUCAGUGAUUUCCUUUUAACGUUCCCGUGUACUUUUACGCUCAACCGUCUUCAGGCCAUUGUUAACCGUUCGAAAUGUGCCGAUACUAAAACUUGGCGGCUCGUUCGCGCGUAACACUGCCCAUCGGAUCUGCCCAGAGUCCAGUCGUAUAUACUUCUCCGGUGAUCUGAUAUCAAUUUUAACGCGACAAGACGAUCGGUAAAAGGUUUAAUCAUUGCUUUUCAUUAUAAAUUCGAGACGAGAACAACGCGAUUGGUCUGUGUGUCGCAGCAUGGCGGCGCCACCUCCACUUGUAGCCAUCUUCUCGCCCCGCGAGAUGGUGGCUUUCGGUAGGCAGAUCAUUAUCUCUUUCUAUCACUAACAAAACAUAGUUUUCUUUCGCUGUUCUUUUAGUCAUCAUGGAAUUGAGUGCCAUUUUAGCUGCGUAAAGAAAUCCGCGAUGUAGUUGGCUAAAUAACCGCGAAUUCGGUGCCACUGCCCGCCGCCAUGUUUCAUGUCCGAGGAGAAUUAAGAGUUACGCUCUUUUACGUUUCUUCGCGCUGUCAAGCGAAUUCACGGUGAUUGUACAUAGAAAGAAGAUCGCGGGAAAUCUUGCGGUAGCACGAGGACUGAGGAAACUCAAAAUCGAGGGCGGAGUUAGAGUGAACGACCCAUUUGUCUUGAUACCUUAACGCUAAGCACGGCGCGAACGUUGUAACGGGCCGAGGCCGAAGUAGCGUUUCAUUAUGCGAAGUUUUCUUUUGAAAAGUCGCGCCUCGGCGCAAAAACUCGGCGACGAGUCUGCAAUUCCGAUUAAUUUGUCGUUUCCCAUUUCAUUUAGUAUUUUCGACGGGAAAAGUGCCAGAGACUAGUCCCCUAUCAGCCUUUUUUUCGGGCGCAAUCUCACUUCUCUCACACCGUACGGUGGAUGGCCUACCAGGCAAGAUGGCUGCUUGCAAAAGAGGACUCGUCGUCGUUUUGCGCCAGGCCUAGGCAGCGGCGGUGAGAGGAAAUAAUCAAAUCUGCCGAAAUCAAAUCCACCUUAGAGGAUUCACUAUUGAAAUUCCCGAGAAAGUCGCUUUGUUGGCCAGAAAAGAGACUCGCAAAAGACGCGGGGAAGGACAUCCUACGUGGCGUCUAUUCUUCGACGCUACAGCGCCGUUACAUAUACGUUUCUCUCAAAGUAUCUGAGUUUAUAUCGAGAAAUUACCCGAUUGAGUGCUCAUAAAUCUUUUUCUUAAUUGCGCCAUCACUGAGAUUAGAUUUCGGGAAUACUUCUCGAGCCUCUGCGAGCCUCCGAGUACUACUCUUCACCAUCUUGAUCAUUUACUUAAUUCCUGCGGUACUUAAGUUCAACGUCGACCUAACAAGAUGGUGCCCGGAGACACCGAAUGUAUCCAAACUAAACCCAUUUAAUAAGGUCCACUUGUAUAUUUCAAGAAAUGCCAUCACGAGGCACAAAAGAGGCGUAACAUUUUGUGAUCGGUUAGCGAAAGGCCAUUUUCAAUCUUAGUUUAAUUUAGUCUCAUUCCUGGCAAAUCUGAAUUUCCUAAAAAUGAAUAAUGACGCUCCCUUGUUUCUCAAAUUUCCACGUGGAAUUCCCUUUUGCUGGGUUUCGAUUUCGGAAGUAUUUUUCAUGCCUUCGUGUGUCUCCAAGUACUCCCGUCAUCUUGGUAAAAAACAAAACUACUUAAUGCGCGCGUUACUUAAGUACGAUGUCAACCUAACAAGAUGGCGUUUGGAGUAAUGAUAAGGCGACUCUACGACCGAAGUAACACGAAAUAAUCAUUAUUAAUAAUACCGUCGAACACGUUCGAAACAUAUCUCGCGCAUAAUUGUAUAUAUACAGCAGUGAACGCAUGCCUAAUCGAUUUACCUAAUUACGAUGAUUAUUAUUAUCAUUAUUAUCACGAUUUAUUAUUACGGUCAUGAUUCUUAUUAUUAUUAGUUAUUAUUAAUUAUUAUUAUUAUUGCCAACUCAAUCAAUUAUUAUUCGAUAUGAAAAACAAUCGUGAGAGAGAAUGAGAGAGUGGACAUUUUUGUUUUUGAACAAAAAUAUAGCUCAACGAUGUGUACCCAGUUGCCAUGUAUUUUAAUUUAUUUAGGUUCUUAAAUAAAUUUUAUUGAAAAAACCAA
This is a messenger RNA of Orussus abietinus, 8426 nucleotides long. RefSeq names its product transcription factor 12 (gene da). Gene Ontology annotation, cellular component: transcription regulator complex. Lineage: Eukaryota; Metazoa; Arthropoda; Insecta; Hymenoptera; Orussidae. The coding region runs from base 1607 to 3694 and encodes 695 amino acids. The record is from RefSeq and is a predicted model, not a curated record. The transcript has 13 exons. Gene Ontology annotation, biological process: regulation of transcription by RNA polymerase II. Gene Ontology annotation, molecular function: DNA-binding transcription factor activity, RNA polymerase II-specific; protein dimerization activity; RNA polymerase II cis-regulatory region sequence-specific DNA binding.